GUUUCGUUCCCUCGCAUUGAUGUUGCUCUUUUAAAUAAUUCCGCAAGCAACGAAGAAAUCAAGCAAAAAACACAACAAUGUAACACAAAAACCGCGCCAUAAAAAUCAAUAACAAAAAGGAAGUGAACCAGUGAAAAAAGUGUAUAAAUAGAAAGUAAAUAGCAGUUGCAGAUCUUAAACUUGGAAUUUUGUUUCGAUUUUAGUCCGUUCGUUUUCCGCGCUCCGUCUGUGUAUGUGUAUAUGCGUGUGUGUGUGUGUGCUCCGCUUCGUUCUUGUGUUUCGUGGUUUUACCGUUACAAUUCCAAAAAGCAAGAAAACAGGAGAAAACAAAAUGCAAAAUAAAAGCAAAUGAAAAAACAAAACCUAAUUAUUGUUCAUUAACCAAAAGGGAAAGAUAAAUGGUUUUUUCGCUCUACCUUUUGAGCUCGCAGAAAUUUUUGAACGGAUCUUCAGAGUUCGAAGUCAUUAUAACAAACACACAAAAAACAUUACAACAUAAACAAAACACAACAUCAAUAUAAUAUAAUCGUAGCCUAUUUAAUUAAUUAACUAAAACGACAAAGUCAAACACAACACCAUCGAUACAUCAUACAUUUGGAAACCCUCGAAAAGCCGACGGCUUUUUGCUUUUGUGCGGACUUUUUUGCACAGCAAAUUCUUUUAUCUCUGCAAAGCAACUCCAACAAAACAACAAAAACAACGAUUAUGGCAAAGGAUCCGGCCACAUCACGUAUACCCCGCCUGGAUGGGCCAUCCCGAAUACCACAGCCGGGCAACUUUGGCUUCAACCCGAACACCACCUCACACAUACGACCGCCGACGAGCAGUGGCAACACGCUGAAGGCCACGCAGAUCUUUCGCGCCCCAGCACUGACACCAGCAGCGACAGCGGCCAAGACGCGUCCGGCCAGCGUUUAUGCGGCAUCAGGCGGCGCCACGGGGCCGCUAAGGGAUCUGGGGAGCAGCAUCAAGAAGAGCGCCAGCGGCGAGCGGAUCAAUAAUGCUGUGAGCCUGCUCAGCAAGCGGACCACCACAGUGCUCAAGAAAUACUUUGGCAACAAUAAUGGAAUGAUUAGCAGCAGCUCGCCAGGGGAAUCGCCAGCUCCUGCCAGUGUCAAGCCAUCGCCGAUGACGAGCUCGUUGCCGGUGACGCCGAUGCCGGGUGGGAAGCGGGCGAUGGUCAGCAGCCAGCAGUUGACCAGCAGCACACCCAUGCCCCUGCUGCGGUCCGAGACCUUCGUCUGUGACGAGGAGGAGGAGAGGAAGAUGUCGCCACACCUGAACCGAACGCGGCUGGAGAGCACACGGAUCUCCAGCAUGGGAUUUGGUCAAACCAUGGACAUGGACUCACCGGAUUUUAAUGCCACGCAGGUCCUGGCAAGGGAUGCCACGCGCAUCCUAAAGGAUACGCCCAAAACUAUGCUGGACCAGGCCCAUCAGGUGAUGAAGGGCUUGGCCAAGAUGAGCUCCCUGGGCUCGCCCAUAGCCCACGAAUCCCCGUCCCUGAGGAUGCCAGCGAAAGAUGCCACGCUGACGAUUGUGCCGCAGAGUCUGUCUCCGGGAUUUGGCAAGACGAUGCAUGUGAUGUCCCAAGAUUCUGUGGCCGCCAGCUCCACCCACAUAGUCAACAACUCACCGCAGCUGGGAAGGACCAUGCCGGUGAUCCAGGCCAAGGAUUCAACCAGAACCAUCGCCUGCCACUCAACCGGAAUGGGAAAUCUAACCAAAACAAUCGACGCACCCGGAGAUGUUACAAAGUUUAUUGCCAAUGGGGGAAAUCUAACGAAGAGCAUGGAUCAGCUGCCGCUGCUGGAGCACAUGUCCAUGCCAUCGGGCUUGGAUGCGGUGGCCAGUGGCAAGGGCAGCGGCGCCACAGAGAGAGCGCAGACCGAGCUGGACGACACGCUGGACGUGACGUUGACGCCGCUGGCGCCGGACAGGGCCAACAUGAAGCUGCCGCUGAACUCCACCCUAAACACGGAGCGGCUGCUCGAUCUCAGUGGCCUCCAGUCGCCGGCACGACACAUCCAGUUGUUGAAUCUGACGCGGGAGUUCAUGGAGGCCACGCCGCACAGGAAUGCCGCCCAGAUGGGUCGCCGCUCCAUUGGCCAGCACACGCUGCUGUGCCUCUCGCCGCAGUCGGCGACGACAACGCCGCACGGAAUGCGGCUGGGCCAGCAGACGCCACAGCCGGUGCACUUGCUCUCGCCGCUGCUGAAGCAGGCACAAAGCGAAAUGGUGCUGCCGACGCGCACCCCCGAGGCAGAAGGCCAUGCGACGAUGGAGAACACUUUGACAUCGUCGCGGAGUCGCACACGCUACAGCUUUGGCAUGGAUCUGCCCGACUCUACGCUGGACUGCUCCAUUGAGUUGGUGGACAACUCGUUCUCCUCCUCCCAGCAGCAGUUGCAGCAGCUGCAGCAGCAGCUCCUCAAGAAGCAGAGCUCCUUCGACAUGGACGAGAGCCUGGGCAUCCUCACGCCCGACCAAAUGAAGGAGUUCCUCGACUCGCCGCACAACAAUCUCAUCCACAACAUGGAGCUGCAGCUGGCGGCGGGCGGACACCGCAUGCUCCAUCCGAAUAUGCAGCAGCUGCGAAUGGAGCAGACGCCCUCCCCCGAGGAGCUGCCGCUGGAUCCCAUCGAGAUCAAAACGGAGAUUGUGAAGCAGGUGGAGGCCGCUCCCCAGCCGCCGCAGGUGUGCACCUCUGCGGGGCAGUCGAAGCUCAGCAACAGCUUCAUUACGAGCGUCACCAGUGUCACCAGCCUGGACACGGGCUACCAGGGCGACGGGGAAAUGUCACGUCCAGCCUCGCGUGGCGCCUCGGAUCACUCACCCAGCAACGGUCCACAUUUGGGACGGGUGAGCCGCCAGCCCAGUUUUCCGCCACCCAUUCCAGCGGCAGCUCCGGCAGCGCCCAUGCGGCGGCAGGACCCAAUGACGGACUCUGAUUUCUUUACCGAAUCCGAUGCGGAUGAUGUGCUGCAGCGGGGUGAUCGACGGGCCCAAGUGAUCGAUGGACAGCUGUACGGCCCCACCAUGCAGCCGAGUGCCUCCGUGCCGCAGAUGGAGGAUUCGUGCAUGGAAUCUUCGGGAAUAUUCACAGAUGUGGAGAAUCGUUGCGACGAGGAGAUGCGGCAGCCGGAGCUGGAGGUGGAUCCGGAUGUGGAUAUGUCGCCGGAUGACUCCACGCAAACAAUGCGCAAGACGGGAGCGGGAGGUCAAGGUCAGUCGCAGCAGCAGCAACAGCAGCAGCGACCUCCCAGCAGCUGUCUCUCUUCCUCUUCGGCGGCCACAACGCUUUCGAAUCGAACUUCGUACUGCAGCGUCGAUGGGGGGAGCACGAAGAGCUUUGCCGACGAAGCUUUCGUGCCGACGGCGGCCGUCGCAGCGAGCGCCGGUGGCGAAUGCUGCCGAUCAUCGUUGGGGCUUUCAGUUCAGCCCACAGCGUCGCCGCGUCCACACGCCUCACUGUCGUCGCUCUGCACCGUCGAGACCUAUCGCGGCUCCACCUCCUCCAGUUCGUCGAUCGCCUCGCCCAAGUCGUGCAAAGCUCUGACCACAACGACCGCAAGAUCCACCAACGUAUCGGGCACCCCUCGCAGCUCCAAAUCGCCGCGCAGUGGCAAAGCCUCGCCCGCGUCUCGCAAAUCGCAUGCGCCCAAUAAAUGGGAUGCCGUUAUGAAUAAGAUCGCCAGCAAUAAGCCGUUGAUCAAGACCAACUACAAUGAUGUGAAAUCGAAAGUUUCCAGCACACGCGCCGCCAUGGCCGCUGGCCAGAACUCUGUCCAGGGCUCUGGCUCGGGUUCCACUCCCGUCCAGGGCUCCUCGAACUCUGUGUCGAAGGCCACCACGCCCAGUCCGCGGGGCAGUCCCAGUGUCAGUGCCAGGCGUUCGCCCUCGGCCACCCCCAAAGUCGUGCCGCGACAUCCACUCGUUGUAAAGCGAAGCAGCAGCAGCAGCGCCACCUCCGGCUCGAAGGCGGCCACACCAUCACCGCCACCGUCAACGCGGCAGCCACAGGAUAAAGGCUCAGUUGUCAGCGGCGCUGGUGUCGGCAUACGGUCUAGCUCCAAGUCCCCAACGUCACCAACAUCACCGCCGACCAAACGAUUGCAGUCGACGCUUAUCAAUCGUGGACACUCGUAUAGCAAGGAUAGCCACAAGUCCUCGCACAGUGAUCUGCGAUUGUUGUGCAGCGGUGAUGUCACUGCCACUGCCACACAGGCAGCAGCGUCUGCGUCUGGAAAUGGCUCACCAAAGCUAUUGGCAAAAACUCCACUGCGAGCUGCCAAAAAGCGUGAUGUGCGCAAUCUGAGCAUCUCGCCAACCGAUCUGGGCCCGCCGCCAAAGACCCAACAGACCGCCAAGGGACAAUCCACACGCAGCAAAUCAUCUGCAACGACCACGCCUACAUCGAUACAAAAACGCUUAAAUGGAACAUCAACAGCAGCAACCCCGGCUUCAGCGAGUAUUAGUAACAACACCAAGGGCGCUGCCACAAAGUCUGCAAGUCCAGCUGCAACUCAAAUCAAACAGCAAUCGCCGCAAGCUAAACUUAAAAUUGCAUGUGUUAAGAGCUCCCCAAUUGUUAAAAUUUCCGAAGAAUCGCUGCGCUCUGGCGUGGAUCAAACGGAGUUGCAGGAGCUCAAAGGACAGUCCUCAAAUGGUUGCCCGACACCGCCAACGCCGAGGGACUCGAAACGGGCUUCACUUAGCCAAGAGUCGCUCUGCGUUUGCGGUGCCGCCGACAUUGGCUGCAAAUGCCAGACGGAGCCCAAGCUCAAGAAAUGCGAGUGCAAACCCGUCAAUACCCCGAAACAGACAGGAUCAGACAAACAGAUGCUCAAACAGGAUGCGAAAGAUCCGCAGAACAUAGCCCGUAGUAUAACUAGUACAAAUAAGUCGAGCGAUGUCACUGGAAAGUCGUGCAGUUCGUUGACGGUGCUUGCCCAUCCCCGGGUGGACAUAACCAUCCAGUAUCCCGCCCUGAAGCCCUACACCAAAAACAAUGUGCUGGACUAUGAUCGUUUGGCAGAGUUUUUCGAGGCUAACCUCAACGAGAGGCAGCAGGAGCAGCGUCAGAUGAUGGGACUCGCUGUAAUGGUUCAGUACAUGUCUCAAAAGCUGGAUGCUUGCUCCUGCGCGGAGACCAAAGAGCAGUGUGCACGGGACAGGAGUGCACUGGAGGAGACGAUUGGGUUGCUGCAGCAGACGCAGCGGGACUGCGAGGAGCUGCGCCAAGAGCUGCACUCCAAGGAUGUGGAGUGGGCGCAGCGGCAGCAGGAACGAGAGCACUUGCAUCGCACUGAACUGAAGCAAGCUGAAGAGAAAGUAACGGAGGUGCAAAUGCUUGCAAAGCAAAGGUUCUGCGAAUUGGAGGCUCAGCUGCGGGCCAAGGACGAGGAGCACAAGUUGGUGCAGGCGGCCUACCAGCUGGAGGUCUCACACAAGCUGGCCCUCAAACAGGAUCAGUUGACCACCGCCGAGGUACAGAUAAUGGAUCUGCAGUCGCGCCUGCAAAAGGCCGCGGUCCUGGAGCAGGAGCUCCGCGACAGACUCAUCCGCAAGAAGAACAUCCACACCACCAGCAUUCACGAGGGCGCCCAGCGCGAACAGGAGCUCAACGAGCGCAUCCAGAGCCUCACCAAGGAGCUGAACACGCUGCGGGCCAACACAGAGUACAGCGAGCGUGAUCUGCGCGAUCGUCUGACGCUCUCUCAGGACGAGAUAUCCGUGCUGCGAACCUCGUCCCAGCAGCGUAGUCCCUGCACCAGCAACAGCACCAGCCUGUCCGACACCAGUGCUGAGCUGUGCCGCCUCACCAGCGAGGCCGACAGCCUGCGCUGCGUCCUGGAGCUGAAGCAGGCGGAGAUUUCCACGCUGUCCAAGGAGAACGCGGACCUGAAGCGCGAGGGCGAGGAGCGCCUUAAGCUGGCCAAUCAGUUGGAUCUGCUUAAGUCCAAGAACGAGAUGCUGCAGCUAGAACUAGAGACCAAAGCCGAGAAAGAAAAGGAAACUCAACAAAAGUUGGAUGAACUUCAGAAGGCCUACAACCAUGAGAGCAUGAAGCGCACUCGUCUCACCUUCGACAAGGAGGAGAUGGCCUACCUGCUCAGGACGCGCACCGAGAAGCUGCACAAUGCCGAGGCGCGGCUGCAGGAGCGUUCCCUCAGCUCGCAGGACGGUUCGCACUGCUUCAGCCGCAGCACCAACGAGUCAUCGUCGUCGCCCACAUCGCCGAUGAUCAAGGGAAUGAUUGAGAGGAACGACUCGAUCAGCUGGACCCUGGAGAUUGAUGGCGAGACGCCCAAGGUGAGCUCCGCUAAGAUGGUGCGUCGCAAUGGAUCCCUACGCGGCAGCAACGAGCGCAGUCCCAUCCAGCGCCGGCAGCAGUCGAUCAGCAAUGGACACGCCAAUGGCCACUCAUCGUCGUCCCUCAGGAAUGGCACCGCAUCGUCGGCUCACAGAAAUGGCAGCUCAUCAUCGAAUGGACCCAAUCCGCUCUCGCAGAGCAUGUCGGCCACAGCGCUGAUGCGUGGCAGUCACUCUCUCAGUGGCGAGUCGGAGUCCCGCACCCGAUCCCAUUCCAUGUGCAUCAAGGCCUCGGCUUCGACGUCCGCUGUGUGCGAGAAGCGUCACACGUCCGACGCCACGCUGGGCGGAGAUCUGAUUUUGCCCGACUGGAACGAGGAUCCCGUCUGCUCCAGCUCGCCACAUCCCACGCUGCAGUCGGAGAUGCGUCCGCGCAGCUCCACCAUGAAGCUCAUGUCGUCCGAGGCGAAUGCCCUGAAGAAGUUUCAGGAGAUUCAGGAGUCGGCCGGCGAGGCCAUGGUCUCCGGUGCCAACUCCGAGGACGAGAGCUGCUCGGCCUCAUCGGAGGACAUGAUGCGCAGCUCCACCUCCAGCACGGCCUCGGUGGGCUCCCUGUCCAAGCGACCGAAGCAGCCGUCCUCCCGCAUGUCCAUUGAGGAGGCGCUGCCCUGCACACCCAUGGAGGUCAGCUGGUCGGAGGAUGCCGCCGAUGCAGAGGCCGAGGCAUGACAGGACAUGCCGGGAGUGUGCUACGAGGAGCGGGCAAUCAUUGAACAGAUUGCCGUUGCCGAGGCAGCCGAAGAGGCUUACGAAAUGGCCGCCUAUGCCGUGAGUGAUGUCCAGCAGGAGGAGCUCAUUGUGGGCGACGACGACGACGAUGAGGAUGAUGACGAUGAUGCGGACGAUGAUGAUGAUAGCUUCUAAAGCGCUUAAACACCUUGUGAAAGAACAUGAAAUGGAAGUCAGAGGGGAAGCAUAGCUUGGCAAUUCUUUCAGCAGUACCCUUCAAAAUGAUUAUUGAUAUAAUUUAAACAAACAAAUAUAAUAGUGAAUAUUUCAGAAUUGAGAAUGUUUGUGUGUAAAUAAUUGCAUUUAGCAUUAUAGUAGAAUAUAGUAGACGCUCCCCCCAACUUUAACUACGUAUAACAGGAUAAUGCAUGGAUAUAUAACAGAUUAAAGAAUUACAGCUAUUAGAGCACUGCAAGCGGAGCCGUCACAGUGUCCGUCUGUCAUACGAGUAUGGGAAUGGAUAUGGAAUAUUGGAUUAUAUGGAUUAUAGUAUAUGGAACAGAGCAUAUAAAUGUUAUGGUAUACCACUAACUUUUUUAAUGGAACACACACAUUAAACAUACAGAAAGCUAAACCAAGUUUAGGGCAUAGCAGCUACAAACAUAAACACACACAUAAAUACGAGUAUAUAAAUCUUAAAAAUGUUUCAAACUAAUCAGGAGUACGAGGAGCAGAGCAUUACUCCUGCAGUAAUGUAAUGGGUAGCAUUUAGCUGAAGCAGUAUGAAUAUUUGCAUAAAACUUAUUACUAUACCACGUACCGUGGCGAUAUUGAAAUUGUACUCUAACCGCGACUCGCCGAUAUCGUACAUACACAUACAUAUAUGUUAAUCCCAAUCCAAAUACUAGCCUCUAGCGAUUCUCAAUGAUGGUAAUCCUCCUACCCAAGCUCAAACCCACAACAAAUCCAUUCACUCGAUGUCCUUAAACGCCCGCUAAUCGUGUGUAAUAAUAAUAAUAAUAAUUAUGAUAAUUAAUGUACCAAUUAGUAUGUCAGAUCUUUAAGCUUUAUUCUUGUGUUUUGUAUGGAAAUUCUAGAUGUACGCGUAUUUAUUAUUUAGUUUUUAAUGCCUUAUGGAAUGAGAAAGGAAAAUGCAAAUUGAAACUGUUUAAAAUCCUAGUUUAUACGAGAGUACUCUCUCUCAGCUAUACAUAUACAUAUAUAAUAUAAUAAUAAUCCUCGUGUACGUAUGAAUUUGUAUUAACUUUAGUUGAAUAUGUUUUAAUUUUGUUGUUAUCCUUGAGUAUCCGAAGAAUGCGAGUUUUAUAUGUAUAGAUUCGGGAUACGCAACACUUUGUAACACGCAGGCAUUGUCAUUAACUUUUAAGUAUGUUAUUUUUAUUAUGUGUGAGAGAACUACAGCUGAGAGGGACACUCAGCCCCCAGCCAGCGCCAAUCAAAGUAAACCGCGGCAGAAAAGUUGCAACAAAUAAAACCCCAUAAAUAUUUUUUGCUAAAUAA
Messenger RNA from Drosophila subobscura, 8565 nucleotides. RefSeq names its product mucin-6 (gene toc). NCBI's taxonomy places the organism in Eukaryota, Metazoa, Arthropoda, Insecta, Diptera, Drosophilidae. Gene Ontology annotation, molecular function: microtubule binding. The record is from RefSeq and is a predicted model, not a curated record. Bases 706 to 7044 code for a protein of 2112 amino acids. Gene Ontology annotation, cellular component: cytoplasm; nucleus. The transcript is spliced from 10 exons.